Molecule: messenger RNA, 1292 nt
Organism: Mauremys reevesii (Reeves's turtle)
Lineage: Eukaryota; Metazoa; Chordata; Testudines; Geoemydidae
Product: maestro heat-like repeat-containing protein family member 7
Exons: 9
Coding region: 407-1135 (242 amino acids)
Cellular component (GO): cytoplasm
Source: RefSeq, a predicted model, not a curated record
UGCAGGGCUACACUGGUUUCGGGAAGGGGGAGGCUUUCCCUGUCCAACCCCAUGGAGGUCCUGAGCCCUGGAGCUGGUUUGGGUUGGGCGGGGAGGUCCAUAUGUAACACCCUCUCUCUCUCUUUCCCCCCCCCCCCAACUCCUAGCUGGUGGCGGACAGGGCCAAACAGCUCCGCUUCCUCCACGCUGUGCCGCGUCUCUGGUUCUCGGCACAGAAGCAGGGGCGGGACACCCUGGAGCCCCCGGUCUCCAAAGCGGCCCUCGUGGAGAGCAUUGCGGAGCUGAUUGAAAAUCGCCCUGGUCCGUCAGAGCCAAGCUCCAGCUUGCAGUUUGCAGCCUCAGCAAACUGAAGCCACCACUCUCCCUGCAGCUAGAAUCUUGCCUCCUGCGGGCUCUUCUGAACAGGAUGUACACCCUGGGCACUGGGCAGGACACCACACACUUCCGGGCUCUGUACAUCAACUAUUCGCGGAGGCUGGACAUCCUGCUCAGGGGCCUUCUGACAGAGACCCCCACCGUGGAGAAGCUGCAACACCUCCUGGAGCACGUCCAUCCCUCUCUCCUGUCAAACAACACCCAGGAGAGAGCCAGGGCCGUACAGACCAGCGCGGCCGUGCUCCAGUUUGCCACCUCCCUGCCUGGAUUUGACACCUCCUCCGCCUUCUCCAAGGCAGGUGAAUUCGUGCUGCAGCUGGGUCUCUGUGUAUCCCACCCAGCCAGUGACAUCAGUCGGCAUGCCAGGGGUGGGAUAUAUUGGCUUUACUGGCUCCUGCUUCAGAAGAGGGGGCUCAACACCAGAGAGGCCCCAGACCUGUGGUGCCGGGACGGGCUCCAUGACCCCGAGCGCCUGGGGUAUAGAAAUCUGGCCAGGGUGGGAGAGGUCUUUGGCGAGCUCUUCACGGAGAAGCAGAAAAGAUCUUUCCUCGAGGCGGGGCUGCUGGCCAUCCACGACCCCCUACUCCGCGUCAGCCAGGCUGGCCUGGUGCUGACCUAUUCCAUCUUGGGGGAAGCCGGCCAGCUGCUAGAGGACGAGGGGGACAUCACAGCCAACAUCAUGGUCCAGCUGUUUAAUAUCAGGGUCUUGGGCCAGGUGCCCGAUGCCCUGCAGGGGCUGUGCUCCGUGGGGCAGCCUUGAAGACCCCCCCCUCGCAUGACCAGCUCCCAACCCCUGCCGCAGGUACUGCUCUGUCUCACUGUGCCUGGGGGGAAGGGCUGGGGGGAGCGGCCAUAGAGCCCCCCGCAGCACUGAGAGAAACCAAGGCCGAGCACCUCGCUCUGGACACCCUGCCCCA